Penicillium bovifimosum is the source of this 246-nucleotide messenger RNA. RefSeq lists its product as uncharacterized. The record is from RefSeq and is a predicted model, not a curated record. Lineage: Eukaryota; Fungi; Ascomycota; Eurotiomycetes; Eurotiales; Aspergillaceae. The coding region runs from base 1 to 246 and encodes 81 amino acids. The transcript has a single exon.
AUGGAACCAGAUGGACUCAAUGCGUCCAUACACGCCCCAGAGGGACAAAGGGUGGAACAGCCGCCACAGGUCAUCCGGGACCCUACCACAACCUUCACCACCCAGUCCAAGAAAGGCCCCGGACGCCCUAAGGGGGCCAAGAACAAGCCAAAGGCGGGCAAGUUGGCACUGGUGCCGCUGGCGAGCCAGAGGACCACAAGGCUGCAAUGCCAAGUCAUCAGGGCCAGCAUCAGAACAGUAUCAUAA